Messenger RNA from Cryptomeria japonica (Japanese cedar), 1035 nucleotides. RefSeq lists its product as uncharacterized. Gene Ontology annotation, cellular component: troponin complex. Gene Ontology annotation, molecular function: tropomyosin binding. Gene Ontology annotation, biological process: regulation of muscle contraction; sarcomere organization; muscle contraction. NCBI's taxonomy places the organism in Eukaryota, Viridiplantae, Streptophyta, Pinopsida, Cupressales, Cupressaceae. The record is from RefSeq and is a predicted model, not a curated record. The coding region runs from base 1 to 1035 and encodes 344 amino acids. The transcript is spliced from 4 exons.
AUGACUGAAGCUGAAUUGGCCAUCGAAGAGAAGUUGCGUAAGAAGCGUGAAGAACAAGAGCAGAUAUGGCAAGAGUAUCUGGACAUGCGCGAGAAGCAGCGCACGAAAGAAGAGGAUGAUCUAAGGAAGUUAAAAGAGCGCCAGCAACGGCGCAAGGCGCAACGCGCCGAGCAGGAGCGUUUGAUGCAAGAGAUGCGUCGCAAACAGGAAGAGACUCGUCAGCGCGAACUCGAAGAGAGGCGCCGUAAGGAGGCUGAGGCCAAACGAAAGCGACUUGAGGACGCUGAAAAGAAACGACUUGUCAUGCAAGAGGCCAUCAGGCGACGUGAUGAGGAGGCAAAGCGUAACUUUAUUGUUCCAAAACGAACCGCAGACGCCGCCCAAUCUGGUCCAAUGAUAAUUGGAAUGCGCGAUGUGAUGAAAACUAAGGAACAGUUGGCGGACGAUAAGAGGAUCGCCAUGAAGUAUCGGCUAAAGCCAUUGAAUAUUGGAGAGGGCUUAAGAACGGCCGAAAUAAAGAAGAUUGUCAAUGAUUUGUGGUCCAACAUAAUGCAGCUUGAGAGUGAUAAAUAUGAUUUGGAAGAGGAACAACGCCGUCAAGAGUACCAUUUAAAGGAAUUGAUGGAAAGACAAAAGCAAAUUAAUAAAAACAAGUCCCUGAAAAUGGGUCUUGACAUUGAGGAUAUGUCUAGCAAUGUGCCGCCAAAGUUCCCAAGUGGGGACCCAUCGGCACCUCGAAAGGAUAUUUACGAGCCAGGUGCGGUUAUAUAUGAGGAAAGCGAUGAAGAAGAUACUGAGUUGGUAGACAAGCUUCGCGGUUAUGUUGAGGAGGCCAAACAAGAGAGAAGAAACUCCCAACAAAAACAACAAGAUUUGUUGAGAAGGCGAAGCAGCCAGAUGUCACAGUCGUCACAGUCUUCACCGGCUUACCGAAGUCAGCCACAACAACAGCGCAGACAGCAAGACGAUGAAGAGGAAGAAUAUGAGGAAGAGUAUGAGGAGGAAGAGUACACGGAUGAAGAGGUAGAAGAGUAG